GUCAAGUUGACUUUGCAUCAGCGAGAUCUGCAGCUUGAAUCUUUACAGCAAGAACACCUAGACCUGAUGAAACAAUUGACUCUAACCCAAGAGACACUGCACACCAAAGAGCAGUCCCUGGAUGACCUGCAAACACAGUAUGAUGAACUGAAGGCCAGGUUAGAAGAGUUCCAAAGUGAAGCUACUUCCAAAGAUGACACGAUCCAGUAUUUGCAGAAUGAGAAGAUUGUCUUGGAAGUAGCUCUGCAGGCAGCAAAAGCAAGUAAAGAGCAACUUGACGAAGGAGCAACGCGCCUUGGAGAAGAUGCAGAAGUAACAUCACAAAUUUUGGAACAGCUGAAGCAAGAAAUGGCAGUCAAGUCAAGCCAGGUGGAAAAUCUGCAACAAGAAAACUCCAGCCUCAAAAAACAGGUUCAAAAAGUGAAGGAACAGUUCCUGCAGCAGAAGGUAAUGGUGGAAGCUUAUCGGAGAGAUGCGAGUUCCAAGGACCAACUGAUUAGUGAACUGAAAGCUACAAAGAAGCGAUUGGAUUCGGAAGUGAAAGAGCUAAAACGAGAGCUGCUGAAAAUUCAAGUUGAAAAACAGUCACUUGAAUCUGAACAUUCAAAACUACAGAAGGAAGUGUCUCAGGUUCACCAGCAGAUGGUGGAAAUAGAAAAUCAUCUUCAGUCAGUGCAGAAAGAACGAGACGAUAUGGAAACACGUCUACAGUCUUUGCAGUUCGAUAAGGAACAAAUGGCAUCCCUUGCUGAGGCAAAUCAGGCAUUAAAACAACAAGUAGAGCAAAUGCAAGAAGAAGCAAAAAAGGCCAUUACUGAGCAGAAACAGAAAAUGAAGCGUCUUGGGUCAGACCUGACGAGUGCUCAGAAGGAGAUGAAAGCCAAACACAAAGCCUAUGAGAAUGCAGUCAGCAUUCUCAGUCGGAGGCUACAGGAGUCUCUUACUGCUAAGGAAACUGCUGAAGCAGAGCUGAGCAAACUAAAAGCACAAAUUACUGAUGGUGGAAACGACCAGAUUGCUCAGGAAAAGAUUCAAGCUCUGAAGACAGAACUGCGAGCUGUGAGCAGCAGUAAGUUGAUGCUGGAGAAAGAGUUGCAAGAAGUGAUUUCACUUACCAGCCAGGAGCUUGAAGAGUACAGAGAGAAAGUUCUGGAACUUGAGGACGAGCUUCAGGAAUCUAGAGGCUUCAGGAAGAAAAUAAAACGCUUAGAAGAAAUGAAUAAGAAGUUGGCCCUUGAACUGGAGCAUGAACGUGGGAAACUUACAGGCCUCAGUCAGUCCAACGCUGCUUUGCGGGAGCACAAUAAUAUCCUUGAAACAGCAUUAGCAAAAAGAGAGGCAGAUUUGGUACAACUGAACCUACAGGUUCAGGCAGUCCUAAAGCGGAAAGAAGAAGAGGAUCAGCAAAUGCAACAACUUAUUCAAGCUUUACAGGCUUCCUUAGAGAAAGAAAAGUUAAAAGUCAAAAGCCUUCAGAAGCAGGAAGCAGCAGCCAAAGCAGAUGCAGCACAUAACCGCAGACACCACAGAGCAGCAAUGCUUGAGCUCAGUGAAAUCAAGAAGGAGCUACAUGCCAAAGAACUGCUUGUCCAGGCCCUGCAGGCUGAAGUGGACAAACUGCAGGCGGAAGAUGAAAAGCAUUCCCAGGAGGUAUCACGGUUUCAGGAAGAGCUGGCAGAAGCCAGGUCUCAGCUCCAGCUUCUGCAGAAAAACCUGGAUGACAAGCUUAGUGAACAGCCUCUAGUAAGCCAAGAGGUGGAAGACCUCAAGUGGGAAGUAGAACGGAAAGAAAGAGAAAUUGAAACGCUUAAGCAGCAGUUAGACAUGACUGAACAGCGUAACCACAAGGAAAUAGAAGGGAUGCAAGUUGUCUUGCAGAAUAUCAAGACUGAGUUGGAAAUGGUGAGGGAAGACCUGUCAGCAACCCAGAAGGACAAGUUUAUGCUGCAGGCUAAAGUGACUGAACUGAAGAACAGCAUGAAGUCACUGCUGCAGCAGAACCAGCAACUGAAGUUGGACCUGAAGCAUGGCAAGAUGAAGAAGAGGAAGGAACUGAAAGGAGAGAAUAACUCUUCCAAUCCUGUGACUCCAGUCAAGAUUCCUGAUUGUCCAGUGCCUGCUGCCUUGCUGGAAGAACUCUUGAAACCAUCAACAGCUGUGAGCAAGGAGCCUUUAAAAAAUCUGAACAGCUGUCUCCGGCAAUUAAAGCAAGAAAUGGACAGUCUUCAGCGGCAGAUGGAGGAACACACCAUUACAGUACACGAGUCAAUGUCUUCGUGGACUCAGAUUGAGGGGAAGUUAAUGGACCUUUCUUCUACCAGUCCUGCAACUGCAUCAGACCAGCAGGAGGUUCCUACUGCAGAUGAAAAGAAAGAGAAUUGUAGUGUUAGUGACAAGGAAGCUUUGACACUAUAACCACCUUAUCAGUUGUCUUUCUUCCUAUUGCUUUAAGUAUCUAAACAAAUCUUUAUAAAAUUAUUUAUUUCAUUUUUUAAA
Messenger RNA from Acanthisitta chloris (rifleman), 2496 nucleotides. It is a transcript of the gene GOLGA3, whose product is annotated as golgin A3. The annotation marks the transcript as partial. NCBI's taxonomy places the organism in Eukaryota, Metazoa, Chordata, Aves, Passeriformes, Acanthisittidae. The transcript has 14 exons. The record is from RefSeq and is a predicted model, not a curated record.